CUUCGAAGAUGUUAAAGAUUAGAAAACACCAACAACUUGACUGGUCAUGGUUUUUUGACAGGUAAUGAGUAACCAUGAUGAAUUGUCUGCAAGUAUAAUUCUGGUAUUGAAAGCAUGCUACAAAUAAGGCCUAUUCGAUUAAUGUUGUCUAGCAAUAAUUCAAACUUAAAGUUUUGCGUUUAGAGAAAGCAAAUGUGGUGGGCACAUGUUUUGGUUUUUAACUUCAAUACUAGGACACAGCAGGGCUGCAUUGACCGGUUUCUCCCAGUCUGCACUUCAACUACAGUGGCUACUUCCUUACAGGGUCAUAUAAGGUCCAGCAGCAAACACAAAGCACUAAAGCAGUAAAGAGCCUCUCUUUUCUUUCCGUAUAUGAUCUCCUUGAGCUCACACGAUGAUCCCACAACCACAGACAUUUCUCCUUUGAACUCCAUUCCACAUUUGCCUUUAUGUAGAGAUGGUUCUGCAAUUUGUUUCUCUAGUUUUCUUUAUUGUCCACUAUAUUACUUUUGCUGGUUCUGUUAAUGAUGAAGGUCUUGCUCUUCUAUCCUUCAAGCAAUCAAUAGAAGACUCCACAGCUCGCAGUCUGGACAACUGGAACUCAUCAGAUGCGAACCCGUGUUCGUGGUAUGGAGUUACAUGCAGAGAAGAGAAGGUCUUUUUUCUCAGGCUUCCAAACAAAGGACUAGCUGGGAUGCUGCAACUUGAUACUGGUAAGCUUGUUGCCUUGAGUCAUGUUAAUCUCAGGAGUAACUACCUCUCUGGAAGCUUGCCAGUCGAGCUCUUUAAUGCAGCAGGGUUAAAAUCCUUGAUACUCUCAGGAAACUCAUUUUCAGGGACAGUUCCUGAAGAGAUAAGGAACCUCAAGUACCUACAGACCCUAGAUCUUUCUCAAAAUUCUUUCAAUGGGUCAUUACCUUCAUAUCUUAUUCAAUGCAAGAGACUGAAAAAUCUUGUACUCAGUCGAAACAUUUUCACCGGCUUUCUACCAGAUGAGUUAGGUAACAAUUUGGUUAUGCUUCAGACACUGAAUCUAUCACAUAACAGCUUCAGGGGUUUGAUCCCUGGCAGCCUAGGCAACUUGUCAAGCUUGCGAGGAGUGCUUGAUCUAUCUCACAAUCUUUUCGAUGGCCCUAUUCCAGCAAGCUUAGGAAAUCUUCCUGAGUUAGUUUAUAUCAAUCUCACCUACAACAAUCUUAGCGGUGCAAUACCACAAACUGAUGCUCUGGUGAAUGUAGGUCCAACUGCUUUUAUUGGCAACCCUCUUCUCUGUGGGCCUCCUCUGAAAAAUCAAUGUCCUUCAAGCACUUCCCAUCCAAAUAUUGAUCCUAAGCCCUUAGCAGUAGGAGACAGCUCAGGCAAGCCAGGGAGAGGAAAAUGGUGCUGGGUCGUGAUCGCAUCUGUUGCCAGCACAAUGGUAGGAAUUUGCCUAGUAGCGUUAUCUUUCUGUUACUGGUACAAGAAGGUUUAUGGUUGUAAAGAAAGCACACGUACUCAGGGCCGUAGUUUUGAAGAAAAGUCAAUGGUUAGAAAGGAUAUGUUCUGCUUCAGAACAGCAGACUUGGAAUCUCUAUCAGAAACUAUGGAACAAUACACCUUUGUCCCAUUAGACUCAAAGGUCAGUUUUGAUCUUGAACAACUUCUGAAAGCAUCUGCUUUUCUGGUUGGAAAGAGCGGUAUAGGGAUUGUCUAUAAAGUUGUUCUUGAAAAGGGGCUAACUGUGGCAGUGAGGAGACUGGAAGAUGGAGGUUCUCAGAGGUUCAGAGAGUUUCAAACUGCAGUUGAAGCAAUAGGAAAAAUUAGACAUCCAAACAUUGUCAGCCUUCUAGCUUAUUGCUGGUGCAUCAACGAGAAGUUGCUUAUCUAUGAUUACGUGCCCAAUGGUGACCUUGCCACUGCAAUUCAUGGAAGAACAGGAAUGACAUACUUUAAACCUCUUUCAUGGUCCAUUCGACUUAGAAUCAUGAAAGGAUUAGGAAAGGGUCUAGCUUUUCUACAUGAAUGCAGUCCCAAAAGGUAUGUCCAUGGAAAUUUAAAGACUAGCAAUAUACUGCUCGGGGAGAACAUGGAGCCCCACAUCUCCGAUUUCGGACUCAACUGCUUUGCUUAUACAAGUGAAGAAUCCAUACCAGUUCAAGGGGAACAAAUGCCAAGCGGAACACCACAACAGGGUUCUCCAUAUGCUUUGACACCUACACAUUCAAGCAUGUCGGGGUCUUGUUAUGAAGCUCCCGAGUCCUCAAAAGUCAUGAAACCAUCACAGAAAUGGGAUGUUUACUCAUUUGGGGUAAUUCUAUUGGAGAUCAUUUCUGGGAAGUCACCAAUUAUGCAGAUGAGUCUGUCAGGAAUGGAUCUAGUCCGAUGGAUUCAGCUUAGCAUUGAAGUGAAGCCACCAUCCGAAGUACUAGAUCCCUUCUUAGCUCGUGAUUCGGACAAGGAACAUGAGAUGAUUGCAGUACUUAAGAUUGCUCUAGCCUGUGUUCAUGCGAGCCCUGACAAGAGACCCUCCAUGAAGAAUGUGAGUGAAAAUCUGGAAAGAUUGGUCACAUCGACUUAAAAUCAGUUUUCAUCGAGGGAAAUUAAUCUAUACACCCUCCUCAGAAAAAUCAAAUCAAUGGGUGCGUUGUUCCUAAGGAUUGAACUACUAAUUUGCCACAAAUAUUUCUCCUCCUGUUUGGAUGUUGUCUUACAUUGAGCUCCUAUUCACCACCAUGUACAUCUGAAUCUUGCAGUAUUUGUUGUGUUAAAUUAAAUAAUUCGUACAGAAUUUUUAUUAUUACUCUCCAUGAUUUUGUUA
Messenger RNA from Populus nigra (black poplar), 2797 nucleotides. RefSeq names its product receptor protein kinase-like protein ZAR1. The record is from RefSeq and is a predicted model, not a curated record. Gene Ontology annotation, biological process: protein phosphorylation. The transcript has 2 exons. The coding region runs from base 458 to 2557 and encodes 699 amino acids. Lineage: Eukaryota; Viridiplantae; Streptophyta; Magnoliopsida; Malpighiales; Salicaceae. Gene Ontology annotation, molecular function: ATP binding; protein kinase activity; protein binding.